GCGGCCGAGUCCCCGCCCCGCCACUUCCGGUCCCGCCGCCCCGAGCCGGUGCGGCUAAGAGGGGCCGCGUCUCGCCGCUGCCGCAGCUGCUGCCGCCGCCGCCGCCGCCGCCGGCUGGCCGGGCAUGGUGUUGGGUGCCGGGCCCGCCUCGCCUGUCUCGGGGUGCCCAGGGGAAAGGUGGCAGUAAUGCUGACGCUUGCGAGCAAACUGAAGCGGGACGACGGUCUCAAAGGGUCCCGGACGUCAGCCACGGCCUCCGACUCCACUCGGAGGGUGUCUGUGAGAGACAGGCUGCUUGUUAAAGAGGUUGCAGAGCUUGAGGCUAAUUUACCGUGUACGUGUAAAGUGCAUUUUCCUGAUCCAAACAAGCUCCACUGCUUUCAGCUAACUGUAACCCCAGAUGAGGGUUACUACCAGGGUGGAAAAUUUCAGUUUGAAACUGAAGUUCCUGAUGCGUACAACAUGGUGACCGAGGAGUCUGGCUCCACAGAACCCCGUACUCCCUCAGCCUCCCAAAGUGAAAUGCCUGACCAGGAUCUGGCACCCCAACAUCACAGAGACGGGCGACAUAUGUCUAAGUUUACUGAGAGAACAUUCGAUCGACGGCACCGGCUGGGCUCCCACAAGGACGUUAAAGGACGCCUGCACCUUACUUGCCGCCUGAUCUUUUCGUCAGCAGCAGUCAGAACUACCGGCCGGCGUUCGCUCCGUAGUGCACCUGACUCCUGCCGUCGUUUCUGAUGGGAUACGAAACACGCAGCCGGAGCCCUUGCCCUGGCGCUGGGUUCCCAGCCUGCGCGUCCCUCAGCCCGAGGCUCGGUCAUCUGGACCAGGCCCGUUUUCCUUGGUGACCGUGUCCUGCUCUGACACUGACAGUCAUACCAGCUCAACCUGAAAGGGUCGUGGGCGUCCCAUCAGCGUGCUUGGGACGCUCUGAGACUGGCGGGCACGUUGCACUGUGCCGUCUUCCUCCCUGUCCCCUCCCCUUCUCUUCCCAUGUCUCAAGAGCAGUGUUUUCCCACACGUGUUAACUUUGGCUCAGUCAUGCACGGCUUACAAAAGCUGUCCUAACUAAAGCGACUUGUAAGUCCAAGUCUGUGCCAAAUCCACAAAAGAUAAGCAUGGCUGGCAAGCGAGAUGCUGCGUGGGAUGCUGUCCCUUGGGUCACAAGGGUGACCCUGGGCAGGCCCGGGCCACGUGUGUGCAGGGCCCUCUCCCCACCAUCCUUCACACACGAACUCUCUGGGCCCUGCCUGUGGAAAGAGCUGCUGUGGAUGAACUGACCUCAUUCGUUGUAUGCCUACUUACUGGUUCAUCUCAUCGAGACCAUCCUCACCCCCGUCCCCUGCUCUUAGUGGAGGACACUGAGGCCCAGAGAGGCGUGCGUGGGCCACAGUGGACCACAGGUGACUGACUGCACUGGCUCUGGGGCCCUGUCUAAUGCUGUGCGUGACCACACCUGGAGGGGGCAGCACCAAGUAGGCCCUUUGGGGGAGGGGCCCAGGGAAGGAGUUUGGGGCCCUGUACCGGAGUCGGAGGCUGGAGGACACCGCGCACUUCCACAGGCCCGACCGCGGAUCCUCCCGAGGUGUGGUCUGAGUAUCGACUGGGGCUGAGAAUCAGCCUGAAAAAAGACAAGGCUGGAGCUGACGGCAAGGAAGGCUGAAAGGGAAUCUGUGGUUGAGUCACAGAUGGCCAGUCACUCCAGAGCGAACAUAGUGGUUUUCCAUUUUGUUUUAAUGGACAUUUCUGAUCUUUGAAUGUUAGGAAACGUUACUAGCCUUCCUUGAUUUUUGAAAUAAUUAGAGCAAAAUUGUUAGGAGGCCCGUGGGACCACGGGUAAUGAGCUUACCUGCAGUCCCCAAGAGGCCACAGAUGCAGAAACAACAAAUUUUAUUGUAAAGACGACUCUCCAGAAGUCUGGACUACAUGAGAGGGUGGCGAGGACGAGGUGGUGUCGGUGGGUUUCUCCUGAGCAGAUGCACCUGUCUUGGGCUGGGCCUCACCCGAGGGCACUUCACAUGGUCCUUGAUUCUGUGCUUCCUGCCCAUACUGCUCACCUCCACGUUCCCAGAGCCUGUUGUCACACUGAAGAGAAGUUGUCGUCUUUUUUUUUUCUAAGUUUCCAUCUUGGGAAAAACGGAGCACGCGGAGGAUAAAUUCUGACAUGGUGCAAUCCCGAUCUCUUUGUCGCGUGUUUGAAAGACUUAGUGCACGAGAGCCUGAAACUUGUUUUCUUCUUUCUUUCUCA
This is a messenger RNA of Acinonyx jubatus (cheetah), 2251 nucleotides long. It is a transcript of the gene UBE2F, whose product is annotated as ubiquitin conjugating enzyme E2 F (putative). The transcript is spliced from 9 exons. The record is from RefSeq and is a predicted model, not a curated record. Gene Ontology annotation, molecular function: NEDD8 transferase activity. Gene Ontology annotation, biological process: protein neddylation. NCBI's taxonomy places the organism in Eukaryota, Metazoa, Chordata, Mammalia, Carnivora, Felidae. Gene Ontology annotation, cellular component: nucleus. Bases 187 to 741 code for a protein of 184 amino acids.